This is a messenger RNA of Coregonus sp. 'balchen', 741 nucleotides long. The record is from the annotation of a GenBank genome assembly. NCBI's taxonomy places the organism in Eukaryota, Metazoa, Chordata, Actinopteri, Salmoniformes, Salmonidae.
AUGAUAAGCAGCAAGGGGCAACGUGAAGGUCGGGCUGUGUGGCCCCUGCUAUUGACUGGGCUGUUGUUGACAGUCAUGGCCACGGCCUUGGAGUACGAGGGAGUCCCUGGCCAGUGGGCACGGUACGGCCGCUGGGAGGCCAAGGUCACAGGUGAGCUGAGCUUCACUCUGAAGACCAACAUCAGCAAGGCCCUGGUGCUCUACCUGGACGAUGGAGGGAACUGUGACUUCCUGGAGCUACUGAUCACAGAUGGCCGGCUGCAUCUGCGCUUCACCAUCCACUGCGCAGAGCCUGCCUCCCUGCACACGGAGACCCACGUCAACGACCAGCGCUGGCACCGCGUGCUGCUCACCCGCAACUACAGAGAGACCAGCCUGGUGGUGGACAACGAGGAGAAGGUGGCCAAAGUCAAGUCCAAGAGGAGUGAGAUGGUGGUGGCCAGUGACCUUUACGUAGGCGGCAUCUCGCCAGAUGUGCGCCUAUCUGCCCUCACGUCCAGCACCGUCAAAUAUGAGCCACCCUUCCAGGGCCUGAUCGCCAACCUGAAGCUGGGGGAAACCCUCCCAGUGCUCCUGGAUGGCCAAAGUGUUCAGAAUGAUUUGGAAUACCUGUGUAUUAAACAGAACCCCUGUAGCAACAGAGGCCUCUGCUCCAUCCACCAGGGAGAGGUCCUCUGUGACUGCACCAACACUGGCUACAAGGGAAGCUACUGCCAUGAAGGUGAGCCAAAUAUUCAAUGA